ACGGUUGUCACGUUCCGGCCCACCGUGGAGACAUCGCGAUAUCUGCUUACGAGAUCUGACCUCAGGUCAGUUUUACACGUGAAUCACCGAAGAAAAUCGUUUAGAGGAAGUGGCUUCAAUCCGGGGUCCAAAAUAAACACACACGGGAGAUGUGGUCGACGGUGUGACACGGGCUUGUCAACACAACUAGAUAACUUUACCACACAAUCCGUCUCGAAAUCUUCACCUUUUUUUUUUUUAAAGACGACUCCAACCAAUCAGAUCCGCGCUGGAGGAGAGACGCGCCCACAAGAUGGAGGCGCUGUGCUUCCGGCUGCCGGGCCACGGGGACGCCACGCUGAAGCACAUGAACGCACUGCGCUCCCGCCAGCACUUCUGCGACGUCACCAUCGUCGCCAGCGACAACCAGACGUUCCGGGGCCACAAGGUGGUGCUGGCGGCGUGCUCGCCAUUCCUCCGCGACCAGUUCCUGCUAAGCCCCGCCUCCAAGCUACAGGUGUCCCUGCUCCACAGCUCCUCGGUGGUCUGUAACCUGCUGCUCUCCUGCUACACGGGGGUCCUGCAGUUCGGCCCCGAGGAGAUCGUCAACUACCUGACGGCCGCCAGCUACCUGCAGAUGGAGCACAUCGUGGAGCGCUGCCGCGGCGCGCUCAAGAAGUACAUGCUGCACCGCGGCCCUUCCCCCCAGCCCCAGAUCAAGACAGAGGGUCUCUCCACGCCCGUCAUCGUGAGUGGCACCUCCGUGUCGCCCCCUGCUGGCCACGCCUCGCCCUCGCAGCCGGCCAGCCCUCAUGGGGGAUCUCAGGACGAACACGGCGAAGGGCCGGGUGGGGCCGGCGAUCACCAUGGCAACAGCCCCCUGCUGGACGAGUCGUGCAUUAAGGUCAACGCCUCGGACGAGGAGGAGGCGGCGGCGGCGGCGCGGCGCGAGUACGAGCUCUUCAACGUGUACCCCCCCGACGAGGAGGAGGAGGAGGAGGAGCAGCAGCAGGGGGGGGCGGAGGGCCCCCAGGACGACCGAGGAGGCCCCUCGGACACCUCCCACGGAGACCCCUACUCCCGCAUGGACGGGGAGCUGGGAGGGGGAGGGGGGGGGGGAGGAGGGGGAGGGUUCGGGGUGAACCCCUCGGAGCAGGAGGAGCUGGAGAUGGGGGGUUUCCUGCGCGACAACCUCUCCAUGGCGGCGGCGCGCGUCUUCCGCCGCCGCUACUCCGAGCCCCGGGCGGGCCGGGCCCGGGGGCGGGGCUUCAAGAAGAGGAAGUGGGCGGGGGCCCAGGAGCGACGGCCCCUGGGUCUGGCCGGCCCCCACCCGGACAUGUGGUACCCCGGCGGCGGCGGCGGCGGGGCGGGGGGGAUGAUGGGCGGCGGGGGGCCGUACGGCGUGGACUACAGCCGGGCGGACGCCAUGAGCGCGGCGGCGGCGGCGGGCUACCUGGGCGUCGACCUGCCCCCGAUGGACUUUGGCGGCGGCGGCGGCGGCGGGGAGGCGCACGCCGACGACGUGGCCGCCAUGGCGGCCGCCAGCGACAUGCACCACCGCUUCCUGCUGGGCGAGGGCACGGAGCACGGCGAGGGCGGCCUCGGGGGGCCGUCGUCGGAGGGCGGCGGCGGCGGCGGCGGCGGCGGGGACGAGUCGGUGGCGGUGGUGGGCUCCACCUCCAGCGUGGGGGCGGGGCCGGUGAUCUGCGACCACUGCGGCGUGACCUUCCCCUCGCCGCACGCCCUGGCGGCGCACGUGCGCGCCAGCCACCUGCUGUACGCGUGCCCGUGCUGCGGCAAGCACUUCCAGAGCGCGCCCAGCCUCACGCGCCACAUGGCGGUGCACCGCGGCGGCGCCGGCAAGAGCCACCAGUGCCCGCUGUGCUACAAGACGUUCACGCAGAAGUCGACGCUCAUCGACCACAUGAACCUGCACAGCGGCGAGCGGCCGCACCGCUGCGCCUACUGCCACGCCCGCUUCGCCCACAAGCCCGCGCUGCGGCGCCACCUGAAGGAGCAGCACGGCAAGACCACGGGGCAGAACUCCCUCCACGAGCAGGAGGAGCGCGCCCGCGAGGAGGGUGGAGGAGGUGGUGGUGGUGGUGGUGGUGGUGGUGGAGUUGGAGGGGUGGGGAUGGAGGGGAAGCCGAUCAGAGAGGAGGAGCAGGAGCUGAUGAUCCAGGAGCCGUCGUUGUCGUAGGAACGGAUUGUACCCUGGGGGAAGCGGGCCGGGUGGGUCUUGGACUGACGUGGAGGAGGAGGAGGAGGAGGAGGAACCGAUGAUCCAGGAGCGGUUCCUCGUCGUCGUCGUGGAAACUGAUUUUAUCAUUUACAUUUACAUUUAGGGCAUUUAGCAGAUGCCCUAAAUCUGUGUCUGGGAGUGGUGGCCCUUAUGGGAUCAGGGGUCUUGGAUCUGGGUUUGGCUCGAACUGAAGUGAAGGGUCUUUUGAGCCAAGCGGCUUUGGGACCCGGUUUAUGAUUUUUGAAAGGACAUCACCGGUUAGCCUUCCAAAGCACCGUCUCUUAUUUCCUCCAUGAAUCACGGAUGUGCAGACAGUGUCAAAGACACAAUAUCUUGAUCGCCAUAUCGGUGUACACACUGGCACUAAACGCUGUUAUUUUAACUAAUUUUACUAGAGUCAAGGCUGCUUUGUAUUAACUGGGUCUUGAUAGUUUCAGAUUUUAAUAUAAUAUAAGACGAUACCACACUGUGACCGAGAAUGUGUCCAAAAUACGAUUUUAUGAAGGCGAUACCAUUUCUUAUCUUCUUAAAAUAACUGGCAGACAUCUCACAGCCACCGGCGAGCACAGAGAGUCGGACUGUGACCGUGACUGUGAAUAAUAUCCAAUCACAUCAUUCUGUGAUUUUGUAAUUGUAAGUUUGGGGGAAAGAAAUCCCCUUUUUACUGGGGUAAGCCCGGACAUGUCUUUCCAUCAGAGACCUAUCUACUGUAUGUCAACUAAAUCUACAAUGUCGUGUUGAACUGAAAAGGUACUCUAUUCGCCCUACUAGUGUUCAAACUAAGCUAACCUCGAGAUUAAACUAGAUGUUUGGAGUGA
Gadus macrocephalus (Pacific cod) is the source of this 3039-nucleotide messenger RNA. Its product is annotated as zinc finger and BTB domain-containing protein 12-like. Lineage: Eukaryota; Metazoa; Chordata; Actinopteri; Gadiformes; Gadidae. Gene Ontology annotation, molecular function: RNA polymerase II cis-regulatory region sequence-specific DNA binding; DNA-binding transcription factor activity, RNA polymerase II-specific; protein binding. The transcript has 5 exons. The record is from RefSeq and is a predicted model, not a curated record. Gene Ontology annotation, biological process: regulation of transcription by RNA polymerase II. Gene Ontology annotation, cellular component: nucleus. The coding region runs from base 293 to 2179 and encodes 628 amino acids.